AUGGAGAACGUCGUUUCAAAGGAACUAGAUUACACGCCACUGCUCGUCGCAGAACCAGAGUUCAUAUUCACUCUCCCUGCUGUGGCAAACAAGCAGGCAAUGAUGUUUUCUGACUUUUGUCCAUUCUUCAGACAGAUCCAGGUGUACACAAGAGGUGGCUUGGAUCUCAUGAAUCAUACCAACUUCCAUCUCCAUGCCAAGAUGGUGACGAUGAGGAAUAAGCCAUUGGUCGAGACAGAGAACACAUUCGCCUCUUAUAGAAUGACUGAUGAUCAAUACAUGAUUCCAUGUCUUUCGUCUAAACUACCAAGCUCAUACGCUGCUGGAAUGGUUUACAACCCCAACUACACUGGCCAGGAAGCUGCUGUCCCUUACAUUGAACCAAGGUAUUUACUAGCAGCGGCACAAGGAGAGACAAAUAUUGUUGUGACCAUCCCCUUCAAUGAACUCUAUGAAUCUAUUCUCUGCGUAGACAAGGACAUCAUGUUGAACGAGACAUUACUUGUACGAUUCGUGUGGUCAGAACUCGCUAACAUUGCUUUCGCAGCAGAUCCAGCAGCAGCACUUCCUGAGAACUCACCAGCAAUCCAGCCACCUCCAUCUCCAGAUCCAACAACCAACCCCGUUGCACUACCGGCACCAGCUGCGUUCAAUGUCACAAAUAUGGCAAUCUAUCUGGCAGUGGAGAAGAACCUCGCGAUUGUCAAUGAGCUCCAGACCAAGAUAUUCAGCCCAGAGGGAUUCUCGUUGAUGAUACCAUACUCGUAUUCUUACCAAGCAGCACUCACUGGACAGAAUCAAUCGGUCACUCUAAGAGUCAAUAGACAGAACGACUCAUCGCUAUUGACACCGAGAAUUCAUAAUAGGAACUGGUGUUGGAUUGAGGAGUUUGGUGAUGGCACCUCAAACUUUAACAAGGACAAUGCAAUUACUGGCAUUGAUCUCAAUCUAGGUGAACAGAAAUGGGAUUUCGUUGGAUUCCUCAGUGGUGCCGCCAACUUGACUCAUCAAUCAACUGUGGUUUGCAAGCGCAAGUUGGUCAUCACUCCAAAUGGACUGGUGCUGGUGUAA
Molecule: messenger RNA, 1071 nt
Organism: Acytostelium subglobosum LB1
Lineage: Eukaryota; Evosea; Eumycetozoa; Acytosteliales; Acytosteliaceae
Exons: 3
Coding region: 1-1071 (356 amino acids)
Source: RefSeq, a predicted model, not a curated record